Messenger RNA from Tremella mesenterica DSM 1558, 684 nucleotides. RefSeq lists its product as uncharacterized. The coding region runs from base 1 to 684 and encodes 227 amino acids. The transcript is spliced from 3 exons. NCBI's taxonomy places the organism in Eukaryota, Fungi, Basidiomycota, Tremellomycetes, Tremellales, Tremellaceae. The record is from RefSeq and is a predicted model, not a curated record.
AUGUCAGAAGCUGGUUCAAAUACGCCUCCCCCUGGAGCUCCAAAAAGAAAACCCGUGGAUCUUCCUUCGGAUUCCGGGGAGGAAGAAGGUAAUGACGAUGCCAAGCAAACUUUGUCCGUUUCCUCUGCUCCGACCCAGAGCCCAAUGACCACCGUCGGCGCCUUUUCUGCCAUCACCCAAAUGUCCGCUGUUAGCGCCGCCUUGAAUGAUCCUGACGAGGACAUGGAGAUGUAUGCAGGCCCGGGCAGAAGCAUCAGUGCAGCACGUUCCGCUCCAAGUCACCGCCAGGACGCUCAAUCGUCCAAGCUGACAAGUGCACGGAACGCCAGAGUCAGGAAGCAGGUCCUGGCACCAAGCAGUAGGACUGGGGCUCCGUCGAGGAGAGUCGUCAAGUCCACCCUUCCCAGGGCCAGCGGGUCCGCUGGCCGCCUAGUGCGGAAACGGGCGCCUCGGACCAAAGUACAAUAUCAUCCUAUUCUUCCAUCGCUAACCCGCGGUGCCGCCCUUCUACAGGUAUUCUACUCCAUAUCAAACAUUCACAUUCCUCCCCUUGCCCAAUCAAUUCACGACAAUCCAAAAAUACCUAAGAUUUCGUACCAUUCCCUGAUCCGUUUACAAUCCAUUGUCAGAACUCUCUCGAACCGGAACAAGAAAAAUCGCGAUAGGUCAAGAUCCGUCCGAUAA